UAAUCCCAGCACUCUGGGAGGCUGAGGAGGGCAGAUCACCUAAGAUCAAGAGUUCGAGACCAGCCUGGCCAACAUGGUGAAACCCCAUCUCUACUAAAAAUAAAAAGAAUUAGCCGGGUGUGGUGGCAGGCACCUGUAAUCCCAGCUACUUGGGAGGCUGAGGCAGGAGAAUUGCCUGAACCCGGGAGGAAGAGGUUGCAGUGAGCCAAGAUCGCGCCACUGCACUCCAGCCUGGGUGACAGAGCGAGACUAUCUCGGCGGGGGAAGAAAGCUUUGUUAUGUAGUGUUCUAUUUUUCAUUUGUACUAUUUAUUUUCUUUCUUUUUUUUUUUUUGAGACGGAGUCUUGCUCUGUUGCCCAGGCUGGAGUACAGUGGCGCAAUCUCGGCUCACUGCAAGCUCCGCCUCCCGGGUUCAUGCCAUUCUCCUGCCUCAGCCUCCUGAGUAGCUGGGACUACAGGCGCCGGCCACCACGCCUGGCUAAUUUUUUGUAUUUUUAGUAGAGACAGGGUUUCACUUCACCGUGUUAGCCAGGAUGGUCUUGAUCUCCUGACCUCGUGAUCCACCUGCCUCGGCCUCCCAAAGUGCUGGGAUUACAGGCAUGAGCCACCGCGCCCGGCCUCAUUUGUACUAUUUUCUAGAUAUUUUGCAGGUGUGGUUUUGAAUUCCACUUAGAUUCAAAACUUUUUUAGUAGAGAGUGUUAGGUUUUCCAGCUCUUGGGGUUAUUCUUAUUUCUACUUUCAUCAUGUCUUGUUUUAUUGCACUGUUGUCAGUUUUACUUUACAGAAUUUGGGAUUUUUCUUUUCUUUUUUCAGACAGAGACUUGUUCUGUCACCCAGGGUGGAGUGCAGUGGCACAGUCACGGCUUACUGCAACCCCAAACUCCUGGACUCAAGGGAGUCUCCCAAGUAGCUGGGAUCCAGGCAUGUGCCAACACGCCCAGCUAAUUAAUUUUUUUUUUUUUUUCUCUAGAGAUGGCGUCUUGCUAUGUUGCCCAGACUGAUCUCAAACUCCUCACCUCAAGCGAUCCUCUCACUUCGGACUCUCAGAGUGUGGGGAUUACAGGUGUGAGCCACUACCUGGCCUGGAUUUUUCUUAAAGUCUAAUCUAGUCACUUUUAGAACAUGUUUGCUCAUCUGCGUUGACUGUCUCUAUCUUGAUGGGCUUGAUCUACCAAGGUGGACAGGCUUCUGUUUGUUCUAAUGUUUGUACUUUCAUUGUGGGUGGUCCUCUUGGCCCUUUUAAAACUACCCUGCUCUGCUGCUUGCUCUUUUGUGUCUAUCUCCUUUGAUUCAACAUUUUUUUUGUGCAUUUCAUGUGUAUAGUUGUGUAUGUUUAUUUGUUCUUAUUGUAGAAUGGUUUUUGGUUAUGUGGAUGUAAUUAUCCAUGUGACAGACUGAGCUCAUUUCCAUAGAUCUUCCAAACAGUGCUGCCACAGUGCGGGUAUGUGCAUGCGUGCGUGCGUGCGUGCGCGCGCUCUGUUGGGUAUGUACCUAGGUUUGGAGUUACUGGGUCAUGGGUGGGCAUAUGGUGGCUGCAUGGGCAGCUGCCAGCUCUCAGUGAUGGCACCAGGUACAUGAAGGUCAUCCUUGCUCUGCUGGCGCUGUAAAGAUGUUGCUUCUUUGCAAAAUAACCGCUAGAUUCCUUAUAAUUCUAGUGAAAAUCCCAGCAGCUUUUCUUUUGUUUUAGCUGUUUAUUUCAGAAAUUGACAAACUCAUUCUGAAAUUUAUAUGAAAAUGCAAAAGGGCAAGAAUAAUCAAAGCAUUCUCUCUCUUUUUUUUUUUUUUUUGAGAAGGAGUUUUGCUAUUGCUCAGGCUGGAGUGCAGUGAGACGAUUAUAGGUCACUGCAGCCUAAAACUCCUGGGCUCAGGAGAUCCUCCAGCCUCAGCCUCCCGAGUAGCUGGGAUUAUAGGUGUAAAAAGUAAAGUAGAGGUUUCAUUUUAAAGAUUUUCCUCUUCAUCUAAUUAGGAAUAAAUACUAACUUCUUUUAGAAGCAAAAUUUAUUUAAAGACCUGUGCUAACAUUCUUAAAUAUCUGCUAGCUGUAAUAAAUAAAUUAAUGUAGUUUAUAUUCUUAGCUCCUACAAUUUAGCCUGAAUAUUUGCCCUGGCAUGCUUACACUGGUCCAAGCAAGCAUUAGGUCAUAGCCUGUUCCUUUUUCUUAUUUGAAGGUGUUUUUACCUUUCUUAGCAUUCCACAAGUUACUUUCUCCUUCCUUUGUUCUCCUCUGCCUUUGCCUCUUUUAAAAAGUUCUAAGUUGCUAGCCAAUCGGGGCAAAUACAGAAUGUGAGGUCCCGUUCCAGCAAAUGGAAACCGAACACAGUAGGGUGGACCGUCAGAUUGUAAAUGACCCUGUCUCCUUUGUUCAGUGUACUCUGUCUCCUUUGUUCGGUGGCAAAACUGCUGGCGACUGUACCCUUUCUGCAGAAAGUAUAAAAAUGGCCUUGCUGAGGGAAUUAAAUUUAUGUUCAAGUGCUAUUUCUUUACAGCACCAGAGAACAAGCAUUUCAAACAUAGGCAUGCACCAACACACCCAGCUAAUUUUUAGUGGAGACGUGCUCUCAUUGUGUUGCCCAGGCUGGUCUCAAACUCCUGGCUUCAAAGGAUCCUCCUGCCUUGGCCUCUGAAAGCGCUGGGUUACAGGUGUGAGCCACCUCACCUGACUAAUCAAAGCAUUCUUUUGUUUUUGAGACAGAGUUUUUGCUCUUGUUGCCUAGGCUGGGGUGCAGUGGCGCGAUCUCGGCUCACUGCAACCUCUGCCUCCCAGGUUCAAACGAUUCUUUUCGGCCUCAGCCUCUGGAGUACCUGGGACUACAGGCGUCCACCACCAAGCCCAGCUAAUUUUUGUAUUUUUAGUAGAGAUGGAGUUUCACCAUGUUGGGCAGGAUGGUCUUGAUCUCCUGACCUGGUGAUCCACCCACCUCGGCCUCCCAAAGUGCUGGGAUUACAGGCAUAAGCCACCACGCCGGGCCUUAAUCAAAGCAUUCUUGAAGAAAAACAAAGCUGAAGGACAUAUCCUACCAAAUAUCCAGACUUUACAAAAGCUGCAGUGAUUAAGACAGUGCAGUGUUGCCAAAAAGAUAGACAAAUAGGCUGAUUGGAGGGAACAGUCUUCAAACAAACUGCACAUCAAUAGUCACUUAAUUUAUGACACAUGACAAAGAGAAAAGAUGGCCUUUUCAGAAAAGGUACUGGGAGAACUGAACUCUCCAUAAGGGAAAAAAAAUGAAACUUUUAUCACAAAUCAUAUCCAGAAAUCAGUGUUAGGUAGAUCAUAGAUGUAAAUAUGAAAGAUAAAACAAUAAAGCUUCUGGAAUAAAACAUAGAAUAUCUUCAUGAUUUUGGAAAAAUCGGACACAGCAGUAACCAAAGUAGAAAAAUUUGAUACAUUAAACUGCAUUAAAGUUUGUAUCUUUUGCUUUUUACAUUGCUACAAGAAAAUGCAAUCAGUACUAACUUCUAAUUUCCUGGAAAUGGUAGAUAAUCCAUCCUGUUUGUUCCUCCAGAAGCCUCUAUCCUGCUCUUACCAGGAUUGUUGCCCCUCUGGCCCAUGGUGCGGCUACCAUCUUGGGCUUUUUUUUUUUUUGGAGAUGGAGUCUCUGCUGUGUUGCCCAGGCUGGAGUGUAGUGGCCUGAUCUUGGCUCACUGCAACCUCCACCUCCCGGGUUCAAGCGAUCUUCUGCCUCAGCCUCCCAACUAGCUGGGACUACAGGUGCCUGCCACCACGCCCAGCUAAUUUUUGUAUUUUUAGUGGAGAUGGGGUUUCACCAUAUUGGCCAGGCUGGUCUUGAACUAUUGAGCUCAAGUGAUCCACCCGCCUUGGCCUCCCAAAGUGCUGGGAUUACAAGCGUGAGCCACUGUGCCUGGCUGCUAUCUUGGGCUUCUGUUAGUCGUCAUUCUGGGACUUGUUUUUGUCCCUCCACACGUGGUCCUUAUUUCCUGGAUCUUGUUUUUAUUGGUUGGAUAAUUUGGACAUCAUGACAGCAACUGUCUUUUUUGUUUGUUUGUUUUUUGUUUUUUUGAGUCGGAGUCUCACUCUGUUGCCUAGGCUGGAGAACAGUGGCACAAUCUUGGUUCACUGUAACCUUUGCCUCCCAGGUUUAAGCGAUUCUCCUGUUUUCAGCCUCCUGAGUAGCUGGGACUACAGGUGUGCGCCAUCACGCCCAGCUAAUUUUUGUAUUUUUAGUAGAGACGGGGUUUCACCAUGUUGGUCAUGCUGGUCUUGAACUCCUGACCUCAGGUGAUCACCCGCCUCGGCCUCCCAAAGUGGUGGGAUUUUCACACCUGGCCAACAGCAACUAUCUUAAUAAGAACGUUCAUUGACUCAAGUAAUUGCAAGUCCAGAAGUAGACAGGUUUGGGAUUAUUUGGGUGCACCCAUUCUGAAGUAGUCAUUAGAACCGGGACUGGGCUUCUCUUAGGCCAGGCCCCCCUCCCCUGGGGCUGGGUCUGGGUCCUCAGGCUCCAUCAGGAAGGAGGAAGGGAGAAUUAAUUGCUGGGUAGGCAGACAGGAAUGGUCCCACUGACAUUGCCAGUCCCUCAGUUUGCUCUCUUGUAAAAAUCCUAUUUUGAGUUUUUAUGUAAGUCUGAAAAAGUCUUUUUCUGUCCCUACACUUGACUUGGUCAGCUGAGUAUUGGAUUCUAGAUUGAAAGUCAUUUCCCAGAGAGGAUGGUGAUGCUGGUAAGAAGUCUCCAUCAUUGUUGCUCCUGAGAACUCAUUGCCAUUCUGAUUGUUCCUCCCUGGGAACUUUUUUGCAAGAGGGAUGACUUUUAGAAGCUUUUAGGUUCUCAAACUGUAUCCCUAACGUGCUGAAAUUUCACAUUGUACUUUGUGUUCUUUUUAUAUCCGUUGUUCCGAGCACUUGGUGGGCCUUUGAAGUCUUGGCUACUUGGCUACUUCAACUCUGGGAAUUAUUUUAGGCAUUUUUUACUUAAUAAUUUCUUCCUCUCCUUCCCCCCACUCCACCCCCAUGUUUCUGGAACUCCUAGUUAAAUCUGGACUCCUGGGUUAAUCCUUUGAUUUUCGGGGUAGGAUGUGACUAGCAUUAUCCCGUCGCUCAUUUUCUGAAAUUUGCUUGGCUUGCUUUUCCACCUCUUCUUCAUUUUUUUUUUUUUUUUAAAUUUUUUUUUAGACAGUGUCUUGCUCUGUUGCCCAGGCUGGAGUGCAGUGGCGCCAUCUCGGCUCACUGCAGUUUCUGCCUCCCAGGUUCAAGUGAUUCUUCUGCCUCAGCCUCCUGAGUAGCUGGGAUUACAGGCGCAUGCCACCACGCCUGGCUAAUUUUUGUAUCUUUAGUAGGGUUGGGGUUUCACUAUAUUGGCCAGGCUGGUCUCAAACCCCUGACCUCGUGAUCUGCCGCCUCGGCCUCCCAGAGUGUUGGGAUUAACAGGUGUGAGCCGCUGCCCCUGGCCUCUUCUACCUCUUCUAAUUGGAUUAUUUUACUUUAGAAUAGUUUGGCUGUACAGAAAAGUUGGAGUUCCCAUAUAGCCUACUCCCAGUUUGCCCCCAUUAAACACAUCUUACGUUAGUAUAGUAUAUUUGUCACAACUAAUGAACCAGUAUUGAUACAUUAUUAUUAACUAAAGUUUAUGCUUUAUUCACAUGUUCUUAGCUUGUACCCAGUGUCUUUUUUUUUCUGUUCUAGGAUACCACAUUAAAUUUAAUCAUGUCCCCAUAGUUUCCACUAGAUUGUGACAAUUAAGUUUUUGAUGACCAUGACAGUUUUGAGGUGUACCGAUCCCAUAUUUGGUAGAAUGUUUCUCGAUUUGGGAUUUGUCGGAUGCUUUCUUCAUGAUUAUCCUGAGGUUAUGAGGUUUGGGCUAUCACAUGCUUAAUUCUAACUAGGGUGAUUAUUGUUUUCUAGUUAUUCUUUAAGGGGGAAAAAAAGUUUAUUUCAUGGGUGUGGUAUCUUCUCUUGAUUUUCUGAGGAUAUUAAUUUUAUAAUACAUAUUUUUAAUCUUUGAUCUCUGGCACUGUCUGUUUCCUCUGUUAUUUUGUCUAUUUAUUUGGUGUCUGUCUUUUAGUUGAUCAUCUCUCAGAUACCUGUGAUCUCGGGCACACAGCUGAUUGGAAACUGGGUGGACUCUUCAGAGUGGGUGCCUGCAUGGGAUGCUGGCCUUUUCAUUUCUUGACUCCCAUGUUGGUGUAUAUAGGUUUUCUUUCUCUGGGGCUGGUUUUUCAAGAGAAGACUCCCUUGUCUUUGCCUGAGGAGUGGAGGGUGGUGUGGUGUUUGUCUGCUGCCCUCCUGUGAGGAGCAGUGGAAGUGGGGGGGCCUGAAGCUUCUGAGCUUUGCCACUCAGGUUCUCUCUUUACUUUUUUGGGGGGGUCUCCUUUCCCCAUCCCUUCCCCCUCUGAACCUGGCGUUCUCAAGUCUAGACUUCUCUUGUUUAAUGUAUCCAGUGGGGGAGGGAAGGGGCCGUGAGUGUCCAGCUGUUGCACUUGCAGCCUUCAGCCAGUCCCCCCACAUCUGAGUUCCCACCUUCCCCUUUCAUGCAAGGUGCCUGCCACCUCCUAGGACCUCCUGAGCCUUCUGAUGUCCUGGGUGAAGGGAGGUUUUCCCCUCUGCAGUCCUCAUGUUGUGGCAUCUUUCAGUCUGUGAAAUCUGUUCAUACUUGUGCCCCGUCCUUGCCGAAACUGUCCCUGUUGUUUGGGUUCUUCACUGUUUUCAUUUUCAGGGGUUGGAAGGAUGAGCUGUACAAGCCCUUAGUCUUUCUGCUCUGUUUAACCAGAAGCCACCUGUAUUCUAAGUAGUGUGUCUGUGAGUUGGAUGGAAUUGAAUUAAGGGCCAUCUGUGGGAUGUGUGUGCAUCGAGAUGUGUGCACAGCCCUCUUUAUGUACACGGGUGUGGGAGUAUUUUUGUCCGAGCACCACUCGACUGCCUUUUCCCCAUAAUCAAGAAUGGCUGUCUUUUUGUGUCAGAACCUCAAGAGCUGCCAUUUGCUGUGGUCGCUACAGAGCAUGGUGAGGCCCAGAGGUAAGGCUGGUUUUGACAUCUGGUCAUUGGCACAACCUUCUUACACAUAUGGAGGGUGAACUUCUCUGUUCUUCCCUUCAGAUGCCUAGAGAAAGGGAGCCCAAAGCCCCGGAGGCAGAGAGUUUAGCCAGCUGCAGGGGGUGAUGGCGUCACCACCAUUAUCUGCUGAACUCCUCUGUGCCAAGGAGCAUUGCAUCAGGGUGCUGGUGGCACACCCGGGGAUCAUCAUCUCUUCCUUCUAAAGCAGCUGUCUGUCUCCACUUUGUCACUGAGAAAACAGCAGAUCGGGAGCGGUGCCGAGAAAAAUUUCCUUACUAGAUGACAUUUCAUCGCAAUGUCCGAUCGUUUGGGGCAAAUUACCAAGGGCAAGGAUGGGAAAAGCAAGUAUUCGACUCUCAGCCUGUUUGAUAAGUAUAAAGGAAAAUCAGUAGACGCGAUUAGAUCCUCAGUUAUUCCUAGACAUGGCUUACAGAGUCUUGGGAAAGUUGCUGCAGCCCGGCGCAUGCCACCGCCUGCAAACCUGCCAAGCUUGAAGUCUGAAAACAAAGGAAACGACCCCAACAUCGUGAUAGUACCCAAGGACGGGACGGGAUGGGCAAACAAGCAGGAUCAGCAAGACCCAAAGAGUUCCAGUGCGACGGCCUCUCAGCCGCCGGAGUCGCUGCCGCAGCCGGGUUUGCAGAAAUCUGUCUCCAAUUUGCAGAAACCGACACAGUCAAUCAGUCAGGAGAAUACAAAUUCAGUGCCAGGUGGACCAAAGUCAUGGGCACAGCUGAAUGGAAAGCCAGUAGGACACGAAGGUGGUUUAAGGGGCUCAAGCCGACUGUUAUCCUUCUCUCCCGAGGAAUUUCCGACGCUGAAAGCAGCUGGAGGGCAGGACAAGGCUGGCAAAGAAAAGGGCGUCUUAGAUCUGUCGUAUGGGCCAGGACCAAGCCUCCGCCCUCAGAAUGUGACAAGCUGGAGGGAGGGCGGUGGGCGACACAUAAUUUCUGCCACGUCUCUGAGCACCUCCCCAACUGAGCUGGGCAGCAGGAACUCGAGUACGGGAGAUGGAGCCCCCUCCUCGGCAUGUACCAGCGAUUCUAAGGACCCCUCUCUCCGCCCGGCUCAGCCUGUCCGAAAAGGGGCUUCACAGUUCAUGGGAAAUGUAUACCACCCACCUACAUACCAUGACAUGCUUCCUGCUUUUAUGUGUUCGCCAAAGUCAUCAGAAAACCAGGGUACAGUGGAACGAGGCUCUUUUCCCCUUCCUCAGCUCCGCCUUGAACCUCGAGUUCCUUUUAGACAGUUCCAGAUGAAUGACCAAGACGGAAAAGAAAACAGGCUGGGAUUGUCUCGCCCACUACGCCCACUAAGGCAGCUGGUGGAGCGGGCACCACGGCCCACCAUUAUCAAUGCGGAAAACCUGAAGGGCCUUGACGAUCUGGACGCCGAUGCCGAUGAUGGCUGGGCAGGCCUCCAUGAAGAAGUGGACUAUUCUGAGAAACUGAAGUUCAGUGAUGAUGAAGAGGAGGAAGAAGUUGUGAAGGACGGCAGGCCAAAGUGGAACAGUUGGGACCCUAGGAGGCAGCGGCAGUUGUCAAUGAGCUCUGCAGACAGUGCGGACGCUAAGCGGACUCAAGAGGAAGGGAAGGACUGGGCUGAAGCAGUGGGUGCGUCCCGUGUCGUCCGAAAGGCGCCAGACCCUCAGCCACCAUCCAGGAAGCUUCAUGGCUGGGCACCAGGCCCUGACUACCAGAAGUCCUCAAUGGGCAGCAUGUUCCGGCAACAGUCCAUCGAGGACAAGGAGGACAAGCCCCCACCAAGGCAGAAGUUCAUUCAGUCAGAGAUGUCCGAGGCGGUGGAGCGAGCCCGAAAGCGCCGGGAAGAAGAGGAGCGCCGAGCCCGGGAAGAGAGGCUGGCCGCCUGUGCUGCCAAACUCAAGCAGCUGGACCAGAAGUGUAAGCAGGCACGAAAGGCAGGUGAGGCCCGGAAGCAGGCAGAAAAGGAAGUGCCCCGGUCUCCAAGUGCUGAGAAGGCAUCUCCCCAGGAAAACGGCCCUGCUGUUCGCAAAGGCUCCCCAGAAUUCCCUGCCCAAGAGACCCCCACCACGUUCCCAGAAGAGGCACCCACAGUGUCCCCAGCAGUGGCACAGAGCAACAGCAGUGAGGAAGAGGCCAGAGAGUCUGGGUCCCCUGCACAGGAGUUCAAGUAUCAGAAGUCCCUUCCUCCCCGAUUCCAGCGCCAGCAGCAGCAACAACAGCAGGAGCAGCUGUACAAGAUGCAGCACUGGCAGCCAGUGUACCCCCCGCCGUCCCACCCCCAGCGCACCUUUUACCCACACCACCCCCAGAUGUUGGGCUUCGAUCCCAGGUGGAUGAUGAUGCCUUCCUACAUGGACCCACGCAUCACGCCCACUCGGACCCCGGUGGACUUCUACCCCUCCGCCCUGCAUCCCUCAGGACUGAUGAAGCCCAUGAUGCCCCAAGAGUCCCUCAAUGGGACAGGCUGUCGCUCUGAGGAUCAGAACUGUGUGCCCCCACUCCAAGAAAGAAAAGUGACCCCCAUCGACUCACCCCCUGUGUGGAGCCCAGAGGGCUACAUGGCACUGCAGAGCAAGGGCUACCCGCUCCCGCACCCGAAGUCGAGUGACACCUUGGCUAUGGACAUGCGUGUCAGGAAUGAAAGCUCUUUCUCUGCCUCACUCGGAAGGGCAGGGGGCGUAAGUGCCCAGCGCGAUCUCUUUGAGGAGAGAGGGGAGGAGUACUUGAGUGCUUUUGACAAGAAGGCCCAAGCAGACUUUGACAGCUGUAUCUCUUCUCAAAGAAUAGGCCAGGAGCUUUUGUUUCCACCCCAAGAAAAUGUUCAGGAUGCAGGUGCUCCUGGGGGUCACACCCAAAACCUCAGGUGUUCCCCAUUGGAGCCUGACUUUGUCCCAGAUGAGAAAAAGCCAGAGUGUGGCAGUUGGGAUGUUAGCCACCAGCCAGAGACCGCUGACACAGCCCAUGGUGUUGAGCGGGAGACACCCCGGGAGGGGACGGCCUUUAACAUCUCCUCCUGGGACAAGAACGAGAGCCCCAACAAACAGCUGUCCUCAGAGCCUGAAUGGACUCCUGAGCCCCGGAGCUCCAGCAGCCAGCACCCGGAGCAGACGGGCAGGACCCGAAGGUCGGGACCCAUCAAGAAACCAGUCCUGAAAGCCCUCAAGGUGGAAGACAAGGAGAAGGAGCUCGAGAAGAUUAAGCAGGAGCUAGGGGAGGAGAGCACCCGGCUGGCCAAGGAGAAGGAGCAGAGCCCCACGGCAGAAAAGGACGAGGACGAAGAGGACGAAGAGAAUGAUGCCUCUCUGGCCAACUCCUCCGCCACCACUUUGGAGGACAAAGGCCCUGGCCGUGCCACUUUUGGCCACGAGGCCACCAAAUUUGAAGAGGAGGAGAAACCUGACAAGGCCUGGGAAACCAGACCCCCACGAGAGUCCAGCGAUGUUCCCCCCACGAAGAGAAAUAACUGGAUCUUUAUUGAUGAGGAGCAAGCCUUUGGGGUCAGAGGGCAGGCCCGGGGCCGAGGCCGUGGUUUCAGAGAGUUCACUUUUCGUGGUCGGCCUGCUGGCGGAAACGGGAGCAGCGUCUGUGGUGGGGGGGUCCUGGGGGCCCGCAGCAUCUACUGCAGCAGCCAGCGCAGCGGCCGUGGCCGGGGCCUGCGAGAGUUUGCGCGGCCAGAGGACUGCCCCAGAGCCAAGCCUCGACGGAGAGUUGCCAGUGAGACCCAUAGCGAGGGCUCAGAGUAUGAAGAACUUCCCAAGCGCCGCCGGCAGAGGGGCUCCGAGAACGGGAAUGAAGGCUCGCUCCUGGAGAGGGAGGAGAGCACCUUGAAGAAGGGCGACUGCAGAGAUUCUUGGCGGUCCAACAAAGUGUGCUCUGAGGACCAUAGCGGUCUAGAUGCCAAGAGCCGAGGCCCUCGGGCCUUUGGGCGAGCCCUCCCUCCCCGGCUGAGCAAUUGCGGGUAUGGACGGAGAACCUUCAUCUCCAAAGAGUCACCCCACUGGCAGAGCAAAAGUCCAGGCAGCUCUUGGCAGGAAUAUGGCCCUUCGGACACAUGUGGAUCCCGGCGAUCUACAGACAGAGACUAUGUCCCGGAUUCCUACAGACACCCUGAUGCAUUUGGUGGCCGGGGCUUCGAGGACAGCCGCUCAGAGGACAAGAGAUCCUUCUUCCAAGAUGAACACGUGGCAGAUUCUGAAAAUGCAGAGAACCGGCCCUUCAGGAGAAGGCGCCCCCCACGCCAAGAUAAGCCCCCUCGCUUCCGGCGCCUCCGGCAAGAGCGGGAGUCCCUGGGCCUGUGGGGACCCGAGGAGGACCCCCACCUGCUGGCAGGUCAGUGGCCAGGCAGGCCCAAACUGUGUUCUGGGGACAAGAGUGGCACUGUGGGCCGCAGGUCCCCUGAGCUCUCCUACCAGAACUCCUCUGAUCACGCCAAUGAGGAAUGGGAGACGGCCUCCGAAAGCAGCGACUUCAGUGAGCGGCGGGAGCGGCGGGAAGGCCCCGGGUCCGAGCCCGACUCCCAGGUGGAUGGUGGCCUGUCGGGGGCUAGUUUGGGUGAGAAGAAGGAGCUGGCCAAGAGGAGCUUCUCCAGUCAGAGACCCCUGGUUGACAGACAGAGCCGAAAGCUGGAGCCGGGAGGGUUUGGGGAGAAGCCCGUUAGGCCAGGUGGUGGUGACACCUCCCCUCGCUAUGAGAGCCAACAGAAUGGGACGCCUUUGAAAGUCAAAAGAUCCCCAGACGAGGGCUUGCCUGGAGGUCUUAGUGGCUGCAGCAGUGGGAGUGGCCACUCCCCCUAUGCCCUGGAGCGGGCAGCCCAUGCCAAUGCUGACCUUCCCGAAGCCUCCAGUAAGAAGGCAGAGAAGGAGGCCAAGUUGGCUGCUCCGAGGGCAGGUGAACAGGGAGAGGCCAUGAAACAGUUUGACCUGAACUAUGGAAGUGCCAUCAUCGAAAAUUGCGGGUCCAGCCCCGGGGAGGAGAGUGAGGUGGGUUCCAUGGUGGGCGAAGGCUUCAUCGAAGUCCUGACCAAGAAGCAGCGCCGCCUGCUGGAGGAAGAGAGAAGAAAGAAGGAGCAGGCUGUGCAGGUGCCUGUCAAAGGUCGAGGCCUUUCCUCUCGUAUUCCUCCUCGAUUUGCAAAAAAACAGAACAACUUAUGUCUGGAGCAAGGCGACGUGACCGUGCCUGGCAGCAGCCUGGGCACUGAGAUCUGGGAGAGCAGCAGCCAGGCUCUCCCUGUGCAGGCCCCAGCCAACGACUCCUGGAGGAAAGCUGUCACUGCCUUCAGCAGCACCGAGACUGGCUCUGCAGAGCAGGGUUUUAAGAGCAGCCAGGGAGAUAGUGGUGUUGACUUGAGUGCCGAGUCUCGGGAGUCGUCUGCGACCUCCUCACAGCGCAGCUCCCCGUAUGGGACUCUGAAGCCAGAGGAGAUGAGCGGGCCUGGCCUGGCGGAACCCAAGGCCGACACCCACAAGGAGCAGGCUCCAAAGCCGUCUGAGCAGAAGGAUUCAGAACAAGGCUCUGGACAGAGCAAGGAGCACAGACCAGGACCCAUCGGCAACGAGCGUUCUCUGAAAAACAGAAAGGGCUCGGAGGGGGCCGAGCGGCUGCAAGGGGCUGUUGUCCCGCCUGUGAACGGGGUGGAGAUUCACGUGGACUCCGUGCUGCCUGUGCCACCCAUUGAAUUUGGAGUCAGUCCAAAAGACUCCGAUUUCAGCUUGCCACCUGGUUCUGCCUCUGGUCCUGCCGGGAGUCCAGUUGUUAAACUUCAGGAUGCCUUGGCCAGUAAUGCAGGGUUAACACAGAGUAUCCCCAUCCUGCGGCGGGACCAUCACAUCCAGAGGGCCAUCGGUCUCUCCCCAAUGUCCUUCCCCACCGCCGACCUUACUCUGAAGAUGGAGUCUGCGCGCAAGGCUUGGGAAAAUUCCCCCAGUUUGCCGGAGCAGAGCUCUCCAGGCGGCGCUGGCUCAGGCAUCCAGCCUCCAUCCUCUGUGGGUGCCUCCAGCGGGGUCAACUACAGCUCCUUCGGUGGAGUGUCCAUGCCACCCAUGCCUGUGGCUUCUGUAGCACCUUCUGCUUCUAUGCCAGGCAGCCACCUCCCGCCCCUGUACCUGGAUGGCCAUGUGUUUGCAAGUCAGCCCCGGCUGGUUCCUCAAACGAUACCUCAGCAGCAGAGUUACCAACAGGCCGCCGCUGCCCAGCAGAUCCCGAUCUCCCUUCACACAUCUCUGCAGGCACAAGCUCAGCUUGGACUGAGGGGUGGGCUUCCUGUGUCCCAGUCCCAGGAGAUCUUCAGCUCCUUACAGCCCUUCAGAUCUCAGGUGUACAUGCACCCCAGCCUGUCACCGCCCAGCACCAUGAUCCUCUCUGGGGGCACAGCCUUGAAGCCUCCGUACUCGGCGUUCCCAGGCAUGCAGCCCUUGGAGAUGGUGAAGCCGCAGUCUGGCUCACCCUACCAGCCCAUGAGCGGGAACCAAGCCCUGGUCUACGAGGGCCAGCUCAGCCAGGCUGCUGGCCUGGGUGCCUCCCAGAUGUUGGACUCCCAGCUCCCACAGCAGCUGACCAUGCCAAUGCCUCGGUACGGCUCCGGGCAGCAGCCACUGAUCCUGCCCCAGUCCAUUCAGCUGCCGCCUGGGCAGAGCCUCUCUGUUGGGGCCCCCCGAAGGAUUCCUCCGCCCGGGUCUCAGCCGCCAGUCCUGAACACCAGCAGAGAGCCCUCUCAGAUGGAGAUGAAAGGCUUCCACUUUGCCGACAGUAAACAGAAUGUCCCUUCAGGAGGCCCUGUGCCAUCGCCACAGACCUACAGGCCUAGCUCUGCUAGCCCCAGUGGGAAGCCCUCUGGAUCAGCAGUUAACAUGGGCUCUGUGCAGGGACACUACGUGCAACAGGCAAAACAACGAGUGGAUGAGAAACCCAGCCUGGGAGCCGUGAAGCUGCAGGAGGCCCCCUCGGCUGCCUCCCAGACGAAGCGAACCGGAGCGAUCAAGCCUCGGGCUGUCAAAGUGGAGGAGAGUAAGGCCUGACGGUGCCUGGCUGCCACCUCGCCUGGCCCCACUGGGGACGGUGCCGCCAUGCGGCCUCGACAUAGCCGACAUUCGGGAGCCUCACCAGAUCCACCGUCCAAAUGCCUGGCCCGGACUGAGAGACCUCCCUCCUCUCCACUCCCAAAAGCUCCGUUGUCAACCAGCUUGCACCCGUGGAUAUAUGGCAUUGACCCGCUUGCUUUGAUAUGAAACAAAAAAGCAAACGACUCCUUCAUCCCAUCUGCUCCCACCGUGACCGUGGAGUGACGCCUCCCGUGCAGUGCAGAUCCGCCCUCCCUGCCUCCUCCCUGUCCUGCCGCGCAGCCAGGGCGCCUUCUCAGCAGUGCUUCUGGCCCAGCCGCCCAUCCCUAGGCACAGUGGUUUGGCAGCAGGGUCAUUUUACUUUGAGGCUUUUUGUUUUAAAAUGUAGCCAAGGUUUUUACAAAGGGGAAAGGAAAAGAAAACAAAAACGCAAGCUCCAUGUGUAUAGCUGAACUUUUAUAUGUUUCUCGCCAGCCCCUCUGCUCCCUUCCAUCUCUAGCCUCUGUCCUGUUUAGUUUGAUACGUCACUGCAAUACCUUAAGAGAUGACUCUUAAGAAUGCAUCUCCCCUCCUGAUUCCUCAGCUGGUUCACCUUUGAGGUUAUUUGCAAAAAGAAAAGGAGGUUCUUGAGGGCACCCAUUGUGAGCAUUCUGGUGCCUGGCUCCCCGCUUGGGAAGCAAUGAGGUGCUCAGAGCAGCAGGCAGGUGUGGGGGGGUCACAGUUGGGUUCCAGCUCCUGGCUUGAUGAGCCCAGGGCGCUUACAGGCAGCCCAUGAAGUUGAUGAUGGUUUUAGCAUGAGAAUCACACAGGGUCCCUGUCCUGGGCUCCUCUAAAGCCAGUGGGUGUGCUGGGCACCAGAGACAAAUCAUGGAGAUGGCUGCUGGUGGCUCCCAGGUUGGCCCAGAUGGGGUGAGCUGACACACCACAGGCCCAUCCCAGGCCCCGUGGGCUCUGCUUCUGGGGCUCCAUACCCUGCCCUGCAGGGGUGCUGUGUUUUUCACACAUUUCUUUCCCUGAAGCCUUCUGUAACCUGUCAUUUUCCUUCCUUCCUCUUCCGGAGCCUGCUGCUUUCUCUGGACCCGUCUCCACCUCCCACACAGCUCAUCGUGAACACCACUUGGUGAUGGAGGGAGUGGACCCGUGUGUGGUCCCCAAGUGAGGCCACUGGGAGUUUGUCCUUUUCCUCCUUUGCUUCACUCCCAGCAGCAGACCCAGGUUGUCAGGACAGGAGGGCCUGAGCUAAGCAGUAGGCAUCAGUCUCGUUUGUCUUCAGACAGCAGAGGCAGGUCCAGGGUGAGGCUGGGUGGAGGGCUGACCAAGGUCCAAAGGGCCUGCACAGCCUCCGGGAGGGCAGCUUCUCCAGCCAGAGGCUUGUGUGAGCCAUCGUGUGCUGGGCUUGUUGUUUUUAAGUAAGAAACAAGGAAAUCACUCCAGAUUCUGUCAUUCCAAGGAAAGGGAAGGGGACAGUUCAAGUUUCUCAGCUGUUCUUAGGGGUCACUGAGCGUCUCCAGAGGAGGCUGGCUCAGAACACCGUGAGGAGGGGGCCGGGGAUGCACCCCCCACCAGAGGCUGCCUUCAGCGUCUCACGGGUGCAGGACAGCGCUCAGGCUUGGGCUCUAAGCUCUGUGUCUAGUGUAGAACAUGGGGAAGGAGCAUCUUAGGAACUGCUGAAGUAACUUCUCACUGCUCUCACAAUUCUAAGGAAGUGGGAGAACGGCCUCCUAUGAACAGCGCCCAUCCCAGAGCUGCCUGGGAAGGGGCAGUUUUACUGAAAGGUGCUUUACUGUCCACCUGCAUCUUUCAGCAGCUCCCCUCCUGCCCUCACCUGGUCUUUUCCCUCUUCAUCCCAAGCCUUUAUGCUUGAGUCCCUUCCCCAGGGGCUGCCCACCCGACAGUUCCAGGUAUUCCCUACCUGAGCUUCUUGUCUGCUUUUCCUUCUCCCACUGCAAGUGGCUGCUUGUGGGACCUGGGAUGAGCCCUCUCUGUCCCCACCAGCCCUCCUUGCCAAGCCAUUCCUGGGUGAGUCCAGGCCUGCGGGAGCCACACAUUCAUCUCCACCUGGACACUUGAGCCGCAUGGCCAGACCCCUCCCACCUGACGCGGUGGUGCGUGUGAUUUGUUGAAAGAAAGCCUCCUGGAUGCUGUUAAGAUGUACCCUUCAGGUGAACCUGGCAUCAGACCCACAGUACUUGCUGUUUGAGAAAAAAUAAAAACAAAAAGGUCACCUGUUCUCCAGCCCUUUUCUCUUACCUGGUAUUUCCUUCCUUUCUCCUCCCCCACCCCAAAUAAAAAAACAAAAAACACUAGAAUUUAUUUAUAUGUAUUGAUGUUGUAGGUCUAGGUGAAAAAAAAGUAAAUGUUUCACUGCUCUAUUUAUAUAGAAUGUCUGAAUUAAUUCUGUGCAGGAAAGGCCAGGAAAUUGCAUGUGAAGUUCGGUGCAGUCACCACCUCUGUGUGACCUGAGCUGCAGUCUCUUCGCUGAGAUGCAGGUUUUAAAUGAGACUUUGGGGGCUGAGGGCAGGCCUCAGGCCUCCCAGCGCCCCAACCCCUCCUUGGUCUGAUGAAAUGCAGUUCUUAGUGCAGAGGCGUUUUAAGGUGCAAUAUCUCUCUUCCUUUCCCGUGGUUUUACAGCCAAGCCCAAGGUAGUAGGACAUAGGGUCUUAUUUUGUUUUCAAACCCCCAUCCUCAGAGCGCAGACACAUGCAGAGGCUUCUGCCAGGAUACCACGGGGCCUUAGUGGGAACAGGUGGAGACCAGCACUUCCCUUUCCUGCUGCUGAGGUAGGGAGUGGGGGGUCAGAACCCACUCACUUUUGCCUGUUAAAGUUGCCCUCCCGACGCUGGCAGCUCUGCCUUGGUCAUCGGGGGUGUGGCCCGUUGCUCAGCAACCAGUGGCCUUGCGGUAUUGUCCACCGUCCACUAGAGUGGGAUCAAGUCCAGAGUGUGGGUGUGCAUCUCAAAUGCUCAUCCACCCACUGGGGACUUCAAUGCCAGCUGCAUUUGGUUUGGUUUUCUUAACUGUUGGCUUCUCCCCACAGCUUUUUUUUUUUUUUUUUAAACAUUCGUAUUGUUUUCAAACUUGGGAUUCAUAGACACUCUGGCUCUAGGUUCCUUAAGGGGGAAAACAAAAGAUGACUUUAUUUCACAUUCAAGAAAAUCAGUUCAGUUCCAAAGCUGUGGUCCUUCCAGCCACUUCUAGGGACACUGGGGUACCUUGUUAAACGUUGACAUCAGUGCUCUCCAGCCGUGCUGUUGUCCUCCUAUCUUCUGUAUCUGCCUUCGGGAUGGUCAGUGAUGCCUUCUGGAAGCUGAGCACGCACAGGUGCAUGGCCAUGCUGUGGCCUGGCCUGCUGCGGCAGCAUGGCAGCUCUGGUGGAGCCUUCUCCCUUGCCAUUUGGCUCCCCUCUGCCAAGUAGCUGCAGGCUGCCCCUCAAAUCUUCAUUUGUCCCUUUUCACUUCCUGCAGAGCAAGCCUGGGUUAGAGGGUCUGCUGGAAAUGGCCUUUGAAGACCAAGGAUACCAGGGUGUGUGCACUCUGUCGUGUUCUGUGAUGAAUGGGAAACGUAGGCUUCCAGAAAGCCAGCUCUCUUCUGAAACGUGAUGGACCUAAGCAGGAAGUCAUCCAGGACAGGAGUGGCUCAGUGUUGGGGAUGGACACUGUCGCCCAGCCAUGCUCCACCAGGGCCACCAAUGUAUAUUUGGCUGGUGGUCUUUGGGCAUGUGAGACCUGCUCUUCACUGUCUCCACCCCAGUUGGUGGCCUCCAGGAUGGUAGUGGCACCCCCAGAGCCCCAUCUUCAGCGUGUUCUGAAGCCUCAGAGUGGAAAUUCCUGCUAAGGCUCUGUGUGGACACCUUUCUCCCAUGGUCUGAAGGGGACACUGUACUCAAGCUUUUGACCUCAUGCCUUGUGUAGUAAAAAAGGAUUUGGGGGUUUUUGUUUGGUUCCUGAGAGGGUUGUGUUUUGUUUUUGUUUCCUUUUGUUUAUGUUUUGGCCUUUCCUCUUUGUCUUUCCAUGUAGACCAGAUAUUUGAAAGGGCAGACGAUGGCUAGAGGUGUAAUGUGCAGCUUGUUUAUACGUUAUUUCGGGAAACUUACCUUGGAUGGGAAAUGGAAUCGUGGAUUCACCAGGCCGGUGCUGGCACACUCACCCUCGCCCUUUCCCUCCGGUUCAGUACCUAUUGUUUCUCCUUUCAAAUAUGUGAUUGUACUAGCUCUUUCCAUAUGAAAGAAUUCUCCUUAUUUAAAUAAAAAAAGUUGAAAAAGAUAAA
Pongo pygmaeus (Bornean orangutan) is the source of this 18312-nucleotide messenger RNA. It is a transcript of the gene PRRC2B, whose product is annotated as proline rich coiled-coil 2B. Gene Ontology annotation, biological process: cell differentiation. Lineage: Eukaryota; Metazoa; Chordata; Mammalia; Primates; Hominidae. The record is from RefSeq and is a predicted model, not a curated record. Bases 7303 to 14004 code for a protein of 2233 amino acids. The transcript is spliced from 32 exons.